Messenger RNA from Lasiodiplodia theobromae, 3342 nucleotides. Its product is annotated as Viral a-type inclusion protein. NCBI's taxonomy places the organism in Eukaryota, Fungi, Ascomycota, Dothideomycetes, Botryosphaeriales, Botryosphaeriaceae. Bases 1 to 3342 code for a protein of 1113 amino acids. The record is from RefSeq and is a predicted model, not a curated record. The transcript is spliced from 4 exons.
AUGGCUUCCAAAUUCUUUCCCUGGACCAAAGGCGACCGCCGUAACGACCAUGCUUAUCGCGUCGACGGCUUGAUAUCUGUCGACCAAUACCCUGUCGACCGGUGGGACUCGCCCUCAGACUUGGCUGCCUCCAAGAAACGGAAGAAAAGGCAACGGCCAAAGCCUCUUCAACUGCCCUCGACCGCCUCGCGCGCCAUCAUUGAUGCCUCCUCUACCGCUACCGCUCCCGUUUCUAAUAUCCUCGCUGCCGCGAAUGACAUGCUCCGCUCUCCUGUCUUCGACGACGCUUUCUCUCUCCCGCAGCCCAACCCAGCGAGACCACGUUCGCGUACUGCGCCUCCCACUCCGACGAUUGCCGAGUUGCCCGGCUCAAUUCUAUUGGAGAACCAAGGCUUUCCCGGCCUGACCAAAAAUGCGGAGGCUGGUCAGGAAAAUGAUCCCUCAACCAAAAGGCAAACGUUGGCCUCGCCUCUCCAAAUGUCGGCCCCUGCUGCGCGGAUAAUGCAGCACAAGAAAAGCUUAAGUUUGAAUACUGCCACGUCAAGAUGGGGCUCGACUACUGCUGCAGGCUCAAGCAGAGCGUCAGGUCUAUUCCACCAGACAAGCGUCGAGUCUGGAUCCAGCGCCUCGCAAGAGAAGCGAAGUGACAAUAGCUCUCUGCUGCGCACUCCUAUUACCGAAGUCACAGAGUCCUCCGGUACAUGCAAUUUCGCUGGCUCUGAGAGUAGCAACGUUUCCGCGAAGCCAAUGCGGCAAACACAAGUUUCAGAUUCCGAACAGCUCAACGCUAUUGUUGCUGCCCAGAACAGGCAGAUUGCCCUCCUCAAAUCUCAAUUCCAGCACCUGCGCAUCUCCCAUGAGGCCCAUGCGUCCACUUUGGCCGAAGCUCACCGCAAGGAGCUGGAGGCGAUGAAAGCCUAUGUGCACUAUCUUGAAGAAUCGAGAGAUAGCAAGUCGCCACGUCCGCACCUUACCAUCCCUACAAGAGACCUUCGAGGCACCAGUCCCGAGGCAUCACCACCUACUGAGGAAGGCAAACCGCCAUCAAUCUCGGAUACUGAAGCGACGCAAACAAAACCGGAUGACUCAAACACCAUGGAACAAGUCAACGAGGCCUCGAUAUCCGCGGCCGAAACGCAGGAAAGGGUCAAUGAGUUGAACAGGAAGCUCGAUCUGGCAACCAAACACAUUGCAGCCAUGAAGGAUCAGAUGGAGAUGCUGGUGGCCCGGAAGGACGCCUACAAGGACCGUGCUGCUGAUCUCGAGGUGAGGGUCCAGAACAACCACGAGUUGCUGGUCGACCUCCGUGAGUCAGAAUACAAGCUGGAGCUGGAGAGACGUCUCAUGCACGAAAAGUACAGAGAGCUCAAAGGAGAGCUGGAUUCUCUACGGGCUCAGCCUGAGCAGAUCCGUAUCAGCAAUCUAGAGAAAAGUCUCGCUGAAGAAAAACUGCGCGCUGAACUUUUCGCGACGCAGCUGGAAACGAUGCAGCUGCGAACGCCCAUGCCUGACACGGUUGCCGAACUUGGAAAAACGAUUGACGAUCUAAAGGAACUACUGAAGGAAAAGGACGAACAGCUGUACGAACUGCAGCAUGUCAAUCAAGCACUCAAGCUCGAUCUUGAAGAGAUGAAUACCCAACAAACCAGAGUGGCCGCACAGCACGAGGAGGCUCUUGCAUCGGAGGCUCUGAAGCGCAAGGCGGUCAGGGACAAGGUCAAGCAACUAGACCACGAGAACACGGAGCUAAAAGAAAUCGUCGAAGCUCAAGGAGAGGAUUUGGUCGUUGUUCAAGACGAAUAUGAGCGCCUCAGGAAACUGUUGCACUCCGAGGUGAGGAGACAGGCGCGAGAAGCCAUCUCCAAGAGCAUGAUCCCUGGAACGCCUUCCAGCGCUGAUGGCUAUCUGGAGCUUGUGGCGGCGGAGACACGAAAACGUGUUCGGAAUCUAAUUGCCAAGGAGGGCGAAGAGUCUCCAUUGACCGAUCCUCAAGAGCGUAUCGAGGAACUGGAGCGGGAGAUUCAGCAUCACGUCAAGGAACUUAUCCGCUGCAAGAGGGACAACAGAGGAUACAGGAAAGACAUCAAGCGCGCAAACACGAAGCUCGACAAGAUGCGUAACAGCAUAUGCAACGACAACACUGCGACAAACCAUCUGCAGAGGCAUCUGUUUAUGCAACGUCCCAUCACACCCACGACAGAAUACUCACCAACCAACGAGAAGCCAGACAUGGACGGUCUGGGUAUCUCGAGUGACUUACCAUCACCUACAACCUCAGUCCCGCUCUCUCAAGCAAAUACGACAGUCAGCGGCAACAUCUCAGAAGCAUCGACCCUCCUCCCGCAGUCCCACUCCACAGCACCCACCCGCUCCCGCUCCAACACAAACAAAAAACUCCCACCCUAUCCAUCUCUCCCGGAACAGAUCCCAGAGAACGCCUCCAACCCAUCCGCCGGCAACCCCCCACCCCCGCCUUCAUCAUCAUACUCCCAGGACCCGCCACCAUCAUUAUUGUCCUCAAGACCGAGAACACCGCGGACGCCCACGACGUACAAGCUCACCCCGACCAUCACCGAGCGCACGCCUUCCGUCUCGUCCAUCCGGCCCAACCCCUCGGGCUCGCCCGCCAUGCUCCGCCGCCCCGCCGCGCAACGCUACUACUCGUCCGAAAACAACAACAACAACCAAACCGAAGCUGUGCCCGCGCCCCGCCGCACCGGCACCCAGCGCUCCCUCCCCGAAAACACCGCCGGCGCCGGCGCCAGGCCCGAGGAACCGCCUCGCCCCAAAACCUCCGGGUCGACCAGCAAGGACGCCCGCCGCCGGAAAAAGCAGCAAGACGCAGCAGCAGCGAGCGAAACCAAAGACAACAACAACGCCGCUGAUGACGACGACCCCAACGCCAUCACGGCCCUCCCGCAGCGCCCGCCUAGCGGCUGGCGCGCCGAGCGCAAGUCGCAGGAGGAGAAGCUGGGCCUCCUACGCAUGCGCAGCGUCAUCAAUGGUAACAUCAUCGUCAACGGCGUUGGUGUCGAGGGUAUCGUUGGGUCGGCGCUCUUGCGGAGGGCGACGACGAGUAGUUCUGGUAGUGGUGGUGGCAGCAGCAAGGGGGGCAGCAGCAGCAGCGGCAGGAAGAAGAGCGGGAGUGCGAGCGGUGCGGGGUUGGGCGCCCAAGGCGUCGUGAGUCGGUUUAAUACGUCGUCGACUUCGAGGAAGAGGGCGGGGACGACGGGCGGGAUCAUGGGGCUGGGGGUAAAGGAGGGUGAGGAUGAGAGGGGCAGUUGGAAGGGGGAGGUCGUGGUGCCGGUUGUGUUGGAGGGUGCGGCGGGGAGGAAGGGGUGA